Messenger RNA from Toxoplasma gondii ME49, 714 nucleotides. Its product is annotated as Dullard family phosphatase domain-containing protein. The transcript is spliced from 5 exons. Lineage: Eukaryota; Apicomplexa; Conoidasida; Eucoccidiorida; Sarcocystidae. Gene Ontology annotation, molecular function: phosphoprotein phosphatase activity. The coding region runs from base 1 to 714 and encodes 237 amino acids. The record is from RefSeq and is a predicted model, not a curated record.
AUGCCAAACCUAUGUCAAGUACCGAAGGACAGUUCACAACUUCUACCUGCUCUGCAAAGUGCUAUCGCUUACCUGGCGUUGACUCACUUCCCCAAGAAACCUCCUAAACUACAGCACGGAUACUUUCUUCCUCCUGUAGCGCCUCAGUUUGCCGGUCGAAUGACUCUUGUCUUGGAUAUGGAUGAGACUCUGAUGCACUGUGCGACGAAGCCUCUCGAGAAAAGCCCGGCUUUUCUUGUCCGGUUUUCCGACACGAAUCUCCUGGGCCACGUUUACGUUCGACCUUACACGAAGAUUUUCCUCGACUUAGCGUCACAAAUAUGCGAAAUCGUCGUCUUCACUGCCAGCACGCAAUCCUACGCUGAUCAGGUCCUUGCCCACCUCGACCCAAAACGUCGCCUCGUCCAUCAUCGUCUUUACCGUCAACACUGCACCAUGAUUAAUGGCGGCUAUGUCAAAGACCUUCGUCUUCUGGGGCGCGACAUUUCACGAGUGGUUCUGGCUGACAAUUCUCCAAUCAGCAUGGCGCUGCAACCAGAUAACGGCGUCCUUGUCUCCAGUUGGACGAGCGACGACAGCGAUAGCGAACUCAUGGAUCUUCUAGUCCUUCUUCAACAUGUUGCCCAGUUGGAUAGUGUGCCGGAGUAUCUUCGAGAACGCUACGGUUUGCGAGAGUGGAUUAACAGUCAUAGGACGGCAGCGGGAUCUUUGUGA